GCGACGGGCAUAGAUGCACGGGCUUUGGUGAACUUCAGUCCAGGUAUGAGGGGUGCCCGAGAGAAACUGCAAUGGGCAUCGAAGCGCGUCACCACUCUGCAGGAGGACAUUGCGUACUCAUUAUUUGGUAUCUUCGGUAUCACUCUACCUGUCAUUUAUGGCGAGAAGAAACAGAACGCGCUCGGACGGCUCCUACAGGAGAUCGUAGCUCGGUCGGGGGACAUCACUGUCCUCGACUGGAUCGGACAACCUUCCGAGUUCAAUAGCUGUCUUCCAGCGCAUAUUACCUCUUACACCACUCCUCCAUGUGCCCUUUCAUCUUUGUCUGAAGACGAUAUUCAGACACAGGUCUCUUCGCUGCGAAAAAAUCCCGAUGUUGUGGAUCUGGCUUCGGAACUUUACGACCGGCUUGAUAACACAAGCGCUGCUCGUUUCGCGAACUGCAGGCUGCAUCUGCCUUGCAUGGCAUUCCGUGUCACAGAAGUUAGUCUGAGGCACGGUCCAUCCCAGGAGACUCGAUGUAAAGUCAAGGCAGACGGGCUCCGUGACCUGCUGAUCACUACCAAAGAGCUGAAUAUUCACUCACGGACCAGGCCCGUCAAUCAAACCUUCCUGCUUGUCCGUCCCUGGGAUCGGUCUCUCCUCGAACUACCAGACUUUGCAAAUCUGCUAGACGAUACCGAGAGCGAGGGGGAUUAUCGGACUCCACCUUCGUCUCCGUCAGACGACUCACCUAGCCAUUCUCCUGUAAAACAGGAUGGGGUUGAUCUAGAAUUGCGAGCAUUGCGGUUGCUCGUUCGCCUUGGGCAGCCUUUUGGCGCCUUUUUGCUAGCGCGGCAGCGUGGUGGAGAAUACAAGAGGGUUGCGUCGGAUGGUGAUAUCAUUGCGCAGGUCAAAGAUGUGUCUUCUGUUCAAGACUUGAUGGACAUUAAGACGAUAGAGAUAUUGUAGAUGUAUAUUUUUUCUCGAAGAUGAGGGAUCUGAGCGAUUU
Messenger RNA from Suillus fuscotomentosus, 991 nucleotides. RefSeq lists its product as uncharacterized. Bases 46 to 951 code for a protein of 301 amino acids. The transcript has a single exon. The record is from RefSeq and is a predicted model, not a curated record. Lineage: Eukaryota; Fungi; Basidiomycota; Agaricomycetes; Boletales; Suillaceae.